Callorhinchus milii (elephant shark) is the source of this 1937-nucleotide messenger RNA. RefSeq names its product calpain-14. Gene Ontology annotation, cellular component: cytoplasm. Bases 84 to 1937 code for a protein of 617 amino acids. Gene Ontology annotation, biological process: proteolysis. Lineage: Eukaryota; Metazoa; Chordata; Chondrichthyes; Chimaeriformes; Callorhinchidae. Gene Ontology annotation, molecular function: calcium-dependent cysteine-type endopeptidase activity. The record is from RefSeq and is a predicted model, not a curated record. The transcript is spliced from 19 exons.
AGCUUUUUGGAAGGCCAACUUAUAAAGGUUCCACAAUUCUUAACUUUCCCUUAGAAAACAGAUUGACGGUUGUGAGGCUGACCAUGAGUGAAGAGAGGAGGGAGCAGAGGAUGGAGAGGAAAGAAUCAGGAGCAUCGUUUGAUGGUGAAAAAGUCGGGUCCCUCGUGAAUCCCAGGAAGUUCAGGGAUCAAGACUACUACUCCCUACGGGAGCAGUGUAUUCACAACAACUUCCAGGAUGAGACAUUCCCAGCAGAUUUGAACUCCAUUAGGUUGUCUGACGUGCAGGUGGUCAAAUGGAAGAGACCCUAUGAAAUCCAUCCAAAUCCUCAGUUUUAUGUGGAAGGAGUCAGUCGCUUUGAUCUUUGCCAGGGACGAGUAGGAGAUUGCUGGUUCCUGGCUGCUCUAGGAGCAUUGACGAUGAACGAGAACAUGUUUUCACAAGUGGUUCCAUCCAAUCAAAGUUGUCAACAAAAUUACUGUGGAAUCUUCCAUUUCCGGUUUUGGCAUUUCGGGGACUGGACUGAUGUUGUGGUUGAUGAUCAGCUUCCGACCGAUGAGAGGGGUAAUCUGAUUUUUGUCCACUCAAGUGACAAGAACGAGUUCUGGUGUGCACUGCUAGAGAAAGCCUAUGCCAAGCUCCAAGGAUCAUAUGCAGAUCUGCACAUGGGGCAAAUUUCGGAGGCGCUGGUGGACUUCACGGGAGGAAUACUGAUCGAUAUCGAACUGGCAAAAGCACCCGACAACCUCUGGCAGUGGAUGCAGAAAGCUGACAAUCAACGGCUGUUCAUGGGCUGCAGCACUCCAUCCGGGAAACUUGAGUUUAAAUUACCCAACGGGCUGUUGCUGACCCAUGCUUACACUGUCACAGGCAUCAAGGAGGUGUUGACCAAGAAUCAAAAAGAGCAACUGGUUCGAGUGAGGAACCCGUGGGGAAAUGCAGAGUGGAACGGAUCUUGGAGUGAUAACUCAAAGGAGUGGGACAUUGUUGACCCUAAAGUGAAGAAGAGGCUUCUUCUGAAUCGUAACGACGGGGAAUUCUGGAUGGCGUUGAAGGACUUCAUGGCUAACUUCAAAAGACUUGUGUUCUGUAGUCCUAAUCCUGAUUUCAUGAUUGACCAAAGUCAUUUGCAAUGGCACUAUGCCUGCCACCAGGAAAAGUGGGUGAAAGGUGUGACCGCUGGCGGCAAAAUGAGGUACAAGGAUACGUUCUGGAUGAACCCACAGUAUCUCUUCACUCUGAAGGAGGACGAUGUGGACCCCAGAGCCAAGACAUCGAUUGUCAUGGUGUUCCUCAUGCAGAAAUCCCGAGGCCAAUACCGCAAGCAGUACUCCCACCUCCCCAUCGCCUGCUUCCUCUUCAAGGUCCCACCUACAUCGCAGGUUCAGAGAGGCAAGAUGCCACCCACAUUCUUCACUGAGAUGACCCUGGUCAGGAGGCAGACACAGCUGAUGAGAGCCCGAGAGGUAGUGGAGAUCUUCCACCUGAGGCCUGGCACCUAUGUGCUGGUGCCCUGCACGGAAAUCCCUGGCAACGAGUGCGGAUUCGUCCUCCGCACCUUCUACCAGAAGAAGGAUGGUCCCAGAAAUAUGAAUUUCAACUCUAACCUUGAGAAAGCCAGCAGCCAGAGUCUACGCUCAAACAACACAACCCGAAGCUACAGUUUGUCUGAAAAUCAUUUCACCCCCAUGUCACCCAUUGCUUCUAAGACUACCUUCAAAUGGCCAGAGCGACAGUACAGCUGGUUUGAGGAUCACCCUGAGCCCAUCUCCCCCUCCUUCCCUGAGAGGCUGCACUUGAACAGCAUAACCCAAAGCCACAGUUCGUCUGAAAGUGAUCCUGUCCCCAUGUCACCCACUACUUUUGAGAAUCUGGAGAUCGAUGAUGGUUAUUUACAGAGGAUUUUAAAUGAAAACUUUCUGGAAGGUAAGCUAUAA